This is a messenger RNA of Hymenoscyphus albidus, 720 nucleotides long. The record is from the annotation of a GenBank genome assembly. Lineage: Eukaryota; Fungi; Ascomycota; Leotiomycetes; Helotiales; Helotiaceae.
AUGAACUGCGAAGCUACUGAAGUAUUCUACCGCCAGAAUACAUUCUUUAGUGAACCUAAUGACUGGAUCCAAAUGAAAUACGAAGCUACUGAAGUAUCAUACGACCAGAAUACAUUCUUAAGUGCACUUAAUGACUCGGACCCAACUGGACGCGAAGUUCAACACUUCUUCGAGUCCCGAAGCAAAGCAGCGUUGGAUAACCUCAAAAGCAUUAAAAUCAUUGCGGCUGACUUUUUCGAUGCGUCUGAACAAGCGCUCAAUCAAAUAUGGGAAGAAUGGGUUGGUGCAUUUGAAUUAUAUGCGAAGCGUGCCACAAAUGAAAACCUCGAGGUUCUCGUACAUUUCCAGAAAAGCCAACCCUUGAAAGGAUUUUGGUACAAGCAUAUCGACGCAGUUCCCCCAAACGCUUGGAGCUUGGAACCCUUCCGCGAAUCCAUGGAACAAGCUGUAAUGAAUUUGAACAGACUUGACGGAGUAAGAAAGAUCGGAGUAGAAAUUGACUGGGAGCUACCAUACUUUGAUGAGGAUAAAUUUGAUCCGAACGAUCCGAUAGUAGAAAAGUUUCGCGCACAUAAGAAAGAUGAUCGAUGGGGGGCCGAGGUUGCAAGAAUAACAAAACACCUCAAAGAAACUAUAUUAGGCAACAAGUAUACCGAUAAGGUAGUCAAGGUGGAUGACCACCGUGGCUGUGUAGACCCGUUUUACAUGGCCCAACUUUAA